AUGGCGGUCACCGAGCAACGCGGCCUGUCGCCUGAGCAGCUCCAGUUCUGGGAAGAAAAUGGCUACCUCUUGAUCCCGGACGCGCUACCGCAAGAGACGGUCACAGAGCUCCUUGCCGAGUCGCAUAAGAUGCUGGCAGAGUUCCCCAUCGAAUCACAUCCUAUGACGAAAUUCUCGACUGGUCAGGGCGAGAAUCAGCACGUCGGUGACGAUUACUUUCUCGAAAGCGGCGACAAGAUUCGUUUCUUCUUCGAAGAAGACGCCUUCAACGCCUCGGGCGAGCUCACCAAACCGAAAGACCGCGCCAUCAACAAGAUCGGGCACUACCUCCACCAGCUCUCGCCUCCCUUCCGCUCCGUCUCGCUGUCGGCGCGCAACGCGGCAAUCGCGCGAUCGCUCGGCUUCCGCGACCCACGCGUGUUGCAGAGCAUGGUCAUCUGCAAGCAGCCCGAGAUCGGCGGCGCGGUGCCGCCGCACCAGGACUCGCCCUUCCUCUACACGGACCCGCCGUCGGCCGUCGGCUUCUGGUACGCGUUGGAGGACUGCACCGCGAGCAACGGCUGCCUCAGCUUCGCGCCCGGCUCGCACCGCACGACUCCGGUGCGGCAGCGCUUCGUGCGCCUGCACGAGGCCGGCACGGGCGGCUCCGGCACGGGGUUCGUGCAGAAUGCGGGCGAGGCGUUUCCGCCCACGAUACGCGAGAUGAGGGAGAAGGAGGGCGUCGGGGCGGGUGGGGACACGGGGAUUGAGAGUGAGGUGGAGUACAGGAUGGGCGAGGUCAAGGCGGGGACGCUGGUGCUGAUACACGGGAACGUGCUGCACAAGAGCGAGAAGAACCUGAGCGAGAAGAGCAGGUUCAUCUACACAUUUCACUGCAUCGAGGGCGAGCAUGAGUAUGACCGGCUCAAUUGGCUUCAGCCGCCGGAGGAGGGCUUUUCCAAACUACCGGUAAGCGCAUGA
Diplodia corticola is the source of this 960-nucleotide messenger RNA. RefSeq names its product phytanoyl-dioxygenase family protein. Bases 1 to 960 code for a protein of 319 amino acids. The transcript has 2 exons. NCBI's taxonomy places the organism in Eukaryota, Fungi, Ascomycota, Dothideomycetes, Botryosphaeriales, Botryosphaeriaceae. The record is from RefSeq and is a predicted model, not a curated record.